This is a messenger RNA of Ipomoea nil (Japanese morning glory), 750 nucleotides long. Its product is annotated as microsomal glutathione S-transferase 3-like. Gene Ontology annotation, cellular component: membrane; endoplasmic reticulum; nuclear envelope. Bases 88 to 525 code for a protein of 145 amino acids. The transcript has 4 exons. The record is from RefSeq and is a predicted model, not a curated record. Lineage: Eukaryota; Viridiplantae; Streptophyta; Magnoliopsida; Solanales; Convolvulaceae. Gene Ontology annotation, molecular function: glutathione transferase activity; glutathione peroxidase activity.
AUCCAGAAGAAUAAGCUUAAAGAAUUAUUCAGAUAAAUCUCACUGUCUCACUCAAAGUACAAUCUCUCUACCUUUCGGAAAAUCGCCAUGGCCGGAGUGGAGAUUCUGCCCAAAGAGUAUGGAUACGUGAUCAUUGUCCUCGUCCUCUACUGUUUCCUCAACCUCUGGAUGUCUUUCCAAGUCGGCAAAGCUCGCAAGAAGUAUAAGGUCCCCUAUCCUAACAUGUACGCUUCCAAAGCUGAAAACAAAGAUGCUGAUCUCUUCAACUGCGUUCAGAGAGGACAUCAGAAUUCACUGGAAAUGAUGCCUGUGUUUUUCAUGCUGAUGAUGUUGGGAGGAAUUAAACACCCUUUGAUCUGUGCAUCCUUGGGAGCCAUAUACAUUGUUUCUCGCUAUGGCUAUUUCAGCGGUUAUGCCACUGGUGAUCCUGCAAAGCGCCUUACUGUUGGGAAAUAUGGUUUCCUUGCAAUUUUUGGUCUUAAGAUUUGUGCAAUAUCUUGUGGAAUCAAGCUUCUAACAUCAUGAGCUAAAGGAUGGUACUUGAUAGCUGUCUCAUAUAUUUGCCUUGACAAAUCCAUAUAGGUCUUUUUUCUUCUGUUUUUGGAAUAAUGUUCUCUGCCUAAUUGCUGUGUUGUGGUUAUGUUAUGUUAACUUGUUGUCAUGUAGAAACUUUGUCAACCAUAUGGACAUAUUAGUUUUGUUUAUGGAUAUGACUGCAAUAAAAUCUAUCAGUGUCUGUUUACAUAUCAA